UAUAAGUGAAAGGAAGUCAUGUGGAUGUGGAGUUAGAAAUGUUCUGUGUAGACCAACAUAUGAAAACACAACCAAAGAGAUUCUAUGCCAACAUGAAUUAAUGUCUUAUGAUAAAAUGAAAUGGGGUGUCUGGGUGGGCUGAGUUCCAAGUAGCCAGAGGAAUGCAAACACAGACAGGAUGUACCCUCUUCUAGGAACGUUGUAGAGAGCAUUCAGGUGGUUUGAGCUGAAAUUUAUCAUUCUGUGAGUCUAGUGGGAUGCCUGAGGGCAGGUGAUGAGAAUAAAUAAAGCUGGAACCUCCUACUGUGAUGUUCUCAGGAAAAGGCCCCAGGAUGUUCCGGUUGCUUCUACUGGGCAUGUUUGUAGUGCUCUUCAUGGAUGAGGGAGACAGAGUCCUGACAUGGAAAUGGGUUCGAUUUUGCAAUUCCUGUAAACACUUUGAUGGAUCCAUUUGCCGUGAUGGCAUGAGAAGUUGCUGGAAGUUUAAUAUAUAUUUGAAAAACAGGAGUUGUGCCACAGAUCACUAUUACUUUAGUGAUCGCACUACAGGGAGAUAUCUGUUCCGUUAUACAACACUGUCUUGCAGGCCCUGUGAUGAGGGAAUGUUCCAAGUAUUCCACGACCUCCUGAGAGAAACAACUUGCUGCAUUAAUCAAAACAGGUGUAAUACUGGCAGAGAUAAUGUAGAUAUUACGAGGAUUCUUGGAGCAGAGCCUCAUGAUGAAGUAGUGUAUGAAUGAAUGAUUAAGUAAUUAUGAAUGAUUAAGGUUGUUAAACUAUAUCUCCUUGUAGUCUUGGCCCUUUUUUUUACCCAAUGGUAAUACCAUCAUC
Nomascus leucogenys (northern white-cheeked gibbon) is the source of this 831-nucleotide messenger RNA. Its product is annotated as prostate and testis expressed protein 13-like. The record is from RefSeq and is a predicted model, not a curated record. Lineage: Eukaryota; Metazoa; Chordata; Mammalia; Primates; Hylobatidae.